AUGCUCUCACUGUCGAUCUACUUCUCACUCGUUGCCCUUACCUGGGCUUUUUCCACUUCCAAUGAGACGUCUCCUUUCUCUGAAGACCAACUAGAGGAGUUUGAGCCAAAGGGAGGAGAUGUGCCUCCAUGGACUCAAGCCCAGCAAGGAGUGCUUGAUGCACAACUGCCUGAAUUUUCCACAGUUCCGCCGGGAGUUAGGAUGCUAGAUACCAAUCCAGCUCAGAUUCAGCUAGGUGUGGUAGCGCCGAAUGCACAGGUUCCUAUCGCUCGAGUUUCGCCGGGAGUGCGGGGACCAAACAUGUCUCCAUUCGACCCUGGCCCGAUUCCUCUGGAGCAACUGCGUCAAAUCUUUUUGAAAGGCGGGAAUGCCUCAGUUGCUUUCAUUGUCUAUACUUAUGUCAAUCUGCUGAACAAGGGAAGUAUCGGCGGGCAGACUUCUCUAUCUGAUCAACCUCCUCCUACUACAUGGUCACAAGUUCCUGGAACAAUGAACAGAAACGUAUAUCCUCCAUAUCAGAAUCCGCAGCUUCAACCCUCUGGAACCAUAAACGGAAAUGUAUAUCCUCCUAAUCAAAAUCCAUCGCAGCCAUUUCCUCAAAAAAGGAACGGAGGUGGAUAUCCUCCGAAUCGAAACACGUGGUCUCAGUCGCCUCAAGCAACAAACCUAGGUGGACGUGGAUAUUCUUCGUAUCAUAACCGUACCCUAUAUGGCAACAGCCCCCUCAGACAGUAA
Messenger RNA from Cylicocyclus nassatus, 735 nucleotides. NCBI's taxonomy places the organism in Eukaryota, Metazoa, Nematoda, Chromadorea, Rhabditida, Strongylidae. The record is from the annotation of a GenBank genome assembly.